GACGAAGAAGAAGAAGUUGAAGUAAACCCGCUAUAUGAGAAGAUCGCUGCAUGUUGUUUUAAAUCAAUGACCACAUUCUGACUGAUUUGACAAAGUAUUCAAGCCUUUACUAUCACACACAAUGCGUACUUGCACAUACGACUGGGGGACUUCAUAACACGCGUCAGAACCAGCCGAAUCUUAAAUGUUGAACCUGGACAAGCUGGUUCGUUAAUGGUGAGAAAGAAAGUCUCUGAAAAUGGAGGAGGUGAUGAUGGACUCGGACUCUGUGGAAAUGUCUGGAUCCGGCCCGCAUCGCGGGGUAGCUGAUGCGUGGGAAACCGUCUCCAGGGCGCUGGUGUCUCCCGGCUGCUCGGUGUCAGAGGAGAACCUCUCGGACUGCCUGUCCCUGCUGUGCAAUCAUGGUCUCGGCCAGCUGCUUGGUGUCUGGCUGCUGGAGACGUUGCAGAUGUAUCUCUCGUCCUCCGUGGUUCCAGAGUUUUGGUCUGGACUGAAACAGCCAGAAAAUGAGUUGGAGGAGCGGGACAGGAUCCUGGUUCUCCUCACUGCCUUCAGGACUCUGCUAGACCGUCUGGAACCUUUCCUGAGUGGUUUGGAGAAGCUGGGGACGUGGCAGGACGAGGGUCGCAGUGGUCUCUGCGGGCCUGGGCCUAAGGCCCUCAAGGAGCGGGCCUUCACCACCAUCAGGGCCCUCCUGCUUUUCUCCCCAGCUCCCAUCCUCCAGGAGCGUGUGCUGGAGUUUUACAGCAGGACCUUCUCUGUCUACAUGAACCGGGAGGGGGGCAGUGAAGAUGGGGCCGAGGCCCCGGACGGCCCCGAGGGGGCGGCCUGCCGGGGCUGUGGGGUCCCGACACAACAGUGCUGGUGUCAGGAGGCUCUGAAACAGCUGCAGGACCUCAGCCACAUUCUAUCGAAACUGCAGCUGCUGGAGUGGGUCAGCUCCGAGGCCGUCACCUCCAUCCUCCACAAGCUCAUUGAGCAGCGCAUGGAGCAGCAUUGCCGGGGCGAGUACGAGCGCUCCUUCCUGCUGGAGUUCCAGGAGUGGCUGGAGCUGGUGCUCGGCUGGCUGAGCAAAGUGUUUGCCAGUGAAGCAGACGGAGACUCGUCGAUCCCGCGGACUCCCAGUGCUCCCAGUACUCCCGGCGUCCAGCCCGCCAGCCCCAUCAUGAAGCAGUGGAGAUGCCACAUGCAUCAGUUCUUCUGCAGGAUCUACGUCAACAUGAGGAUUGAAGAGCUCUUCAGCAUCAUCAGAGAUUUCCCAGAAUCGAAAGCUGCUAUUGAGGAUCUGAAGUUUUGCCUGGAAAGAACCAACCAGCGGCAGCAGCUCCUCACGUCACUCAAAUCUGCCUUCGAAAGCCGUCUGCUGCACCCGGGUGUUCACACGGCUGACAUCCUCACCGUUUACAUCUCUGCCAUCAAAGCCCUCAGAGAGCUCGACCCGUCCAUGGUCAUCCUGCAGGUCGCCUGCCAGCCCAUCAGAAAGUACCUCAGGACUCGGGAGGACACGGUGAGGCAGAUCGUUGCCGGUCUGACCGGAGACGCAGACGGCUGCACCGACUUGGCCUCAGAGCUGUCCAGGGGAGACCCGGUGACUCUGGAGAUGCAGGACAGUGAUGACGAAGGGAACGACCCAGAGGACUGGACUCCAGACCCGACCGACUCGGUGCCUGAUAAACUGGGCUCAAAGCGGCGUUCGUCUGACAUCAUCAGCCUGCUGGUCAGCAUCUACGGCAGCAAGGACAUCUUUAUAGACGAGUACCGAGCUGUGCUGGCGGACAGGCUGCUGCAUCAACUCAACUACAACACCGCCAGGGAGAUUCGUAACGUGGAGCUGCUGAAGCUGCGGUUCGGCGAGUCCCACAUGCACUACUGUGAGGUCAUGCUGAAGGACAUGGCGGACUCUCGCAGGCUCAACAGCAACAUCCGCGAGGAGGAAUCGAGGCUGAAGGAGGAGGAGCAGCCGCCGCUGUCUCUGUCUGCCAUCAUCCUCUCAUCCGAGUUCUGGCCCGCGCUGAAGGAGGAGAAGCUGGAGCUCCCCCCCGUCGUGGUGCAGGCCAUGGAGGCGUACACUCACCGCUACGAGAAACUCAAGGCCAUGAGGACGCUGAGCUGGAAACCUCAUCUUGGCUCGGUCACUCUGGAUGUGGAGCUGGAAGAUCGAACCUUAACCAACCUCACCGUUUCCCCCAUCCAUGCUGCCAUCAUCCUGCACUUCCAGGAUAAGAGCUCCUGGACGCUGGAGGAGUUGAGUGCAAAGCUUGGUGCCCCGAAGGAGCUGCUGCACAGGAAGUUGGCUCUGUGGCAGCAGCACGGCGUCCUGAGGGAGGAGGCGGGCGGCCGCUACUACGUGGUGGAGACGGGCUCCUCCAAAGAGAAGGUGGAGAGAGGCAUGAUGCUGAUCGACAGCGACGAGGAGAGGGACUCCAACACCACCACCCAGUCUGAGCAGAGGGAGGAGAAGCUGCAGCUGUUCUGGGCCUACAUCCAGGCCAUGCUCACCAACCUGGACAGCAUGACGCUGGACCGCAUCCACUCCAUGCUGAGAAUGUUUGUUGCUACGGGGCCUGUCGUCACGGAGAUGGACGUCAACGAGCUGGAGGCUUUCCUGCAGAGGAAGGUCAGGGAGCAUCAGCUGAUAGUGUCGGGGGGCGUCUACAGACUCCCAAAAUCCAACUGAUGAAGGUCGACGCGCAGCGUUCAAGUACACGGGGAAGACUCCAGCACUGCAGACUGUUAACGAGACACCGACCAUGAAAAUGCCUCAAGCUGCAUGUUUUAUAGUGACAAAUAUCUGCUGAAGGCAGAGUCUUUGGUUUAUCCGCAUUUUCCCAAAGUGACUUGAAUGCAGCACCAUGUUCUGCAGUGAGGAUGUUGUGAAGUGUGACGAUGUACAGGAGUCUUCGGGGUGCUAUAAAAGCUCUUUCACACGGAAACAUUUUACAGACAAUGCAAGUUGCUUUUUUUUUUUUUUUUUUUUAAAGCUCUCCAAAAUUUUGUCAGUGUUGUCAGGAUCUUAUAAGGGUAAUAAACAAGUGUGUGUGUGUGAUCCAGGACGUUAAUUCAGUGUUUGGUAUGUGGUCCCAAACAGUUCACCACAAAAUGUUUAUA
Messenger RNA from Cololabis saira (Pacific saury), 3108 nucleotides. RefSeq names its product anaphase promoting complex subunit 2 (gene anapc2). NCBI's taxonomy places the organism in Eukaryota, Metazoa, Chordata, Actinopteri, Beloniformes, Belonidae. Gene Ontology annotation, cellular component: anaphase-promoting complex. The coding region runs from base 239 to 2677 and encodes 812 amino acids. The transcript has 14 exons. Gene Ontology annotation, molecular function: ubiquitin protein ligase binding. The record is from RefSeq and is a predicted model, not a curated record. Gene Ontology annotation, biological process: ubiquitin-dependent protein catabolic process.